CUCCCAGCAGCUUUGUGCGUUGAUUGAUUGGUGGGGAAAACUGUAUACAGUUUUUCUUCUAGACUGAUCUCUUAUCCCUCCUCCCCCCCUUCUCUCAUUCCGCCCAUUCAGGAAAGCGCGUUGCUAUGUCCGUGUUCUGUGCAACCUGGGCUGGGAUCCACGUAUCGCAAACACACAGCAGUGCCUUUUUCUUCCUUCUCCCAUGAUGCUGCGUUCAUUUAACUCUGCACGGCGGAGCCAGCCCCUGCACUAGCGCGGCCAGCCGGGAGCUGUUGUUUUUUUUUUUGGGGGGGGCUUUUUGUGUUUUUAUUUGUUUUGUUUUCCUUUGUGUUUUAAAGGGCAACCGGAAAAAAAAAAAACAAAAAACACACGCGCGUCGUUUGGACUGGUCGCUCCAGCUCGUCGUAUCCCCCGGCUUGCUUUUUGUUUUGUUUUUGUUUUUUAAAAAAAGGGUGAUUUUUUUAUCAAGUGCAUAAUCGACACCAGAGGCAGAGGCAUAUUCGUCUCCCGAGCUGCCGGAGCGGAGGAUGAAUUCGAUACGACAGGUGCCUUCCAGGGUGAAAAGCAGAAGAAAUGAGAACAGUUUGGGGGCGGAGAAAGAGCAUUUUGACAAGCAGCAGUUGGCCAGCAUCAGCAAAGCCAUCAAUACCAGCGAGACCCCGGUGAAGGAGAAACAUGCACGCAGAAUCAUUCUUGGCACCCACCGUGAGAAAGGGGCAUUUACCUUCUGGUCCUACGCCCUGGGCCUGCCCCUGCCCAGCAGCUCCAUCCUGAGCUGGAAGUUCUGCCACGUCCUGCACAAAGUCCUGCGAGAUGGGCACCUGAACAGCCUGCAGGACUGCAUGAGACACCGGAGUACCAUCACUGAGACGGGAGCUUUGUGGGGGAACUUGCAUGAUCGAUAUGGACAACUUGUCGCACUUUAUUCCAAGCUUCUGUGUACGAAGAUGGAUUUCCAUACAAAGCAUUCAGAAAUUCAACCCAAUCUGGAGGCGUCGGACGAGUUGCUGGAAAGGACCGCGGGCACUGAUGUCAACAAUGUUUUCCAGCUGACUGUGGAGGUGUUUGACUACCUUGACUGUGAGCUGAAGCUGGCCGAGACAGUUUUCAGGCAGCUCAACACAUCCAUAGCAAUUUCCACAACUACAUCAGGCCAGUGCCGUUUGUCCCCCCUGAUCCAGGUCAUCCAGGACUGCAGCCACCUGUACCACUUCAGUGUCAAACUGCUCUUCAAGCUCCAUGCCUGUUUGCCUGCAGACACCCUUCAAGGCCACAGAGACCGCUUUCAUGACCAGUUCCACAGCCUGAAGAACUUCUUCAAUCGAGCCAGGGACAUGCUUUACUUCAAGAGACUCAUCCAGAUCCCCAAGCUGCCUGAUCACCCACCCAACUUCCUGCGGGCCUCCGCCCUGGCAGAGCACGUGAAGCCGGUGGUGGUCAUCCCGGAGGAGGACCCUGAGGAUGAAGACCCCGAGCCGCUGAUCGAGAUGGCCGAGCCGGUCCAGCCCGCCCAGCAGACGCCACUGGCGCAGGCUCAGCCUCGGCUGCUUGAUAUAUUUGAUCAAACAUUUGGCCCUCCUAAUGGUGGAUUUGAUGACAGGGACGUCCAGAUAGACAACCUCAAGCGAGAGAUCGAGCUGUUGAGAGCCGAACUGGAGAAGAUCAAAGCUGAGGCCCAGCGGUACAUUACCCAGCUGAAGUCCCAGAUCAACAGCCUGGAGGCAGAGCUGGAGGAGCAGCGGGUGCAGAAACAGCGCGCCCUGGUGGAGAACGAGCAGCUGCGCAUGGAGCUGGAGAGCCUGAGGAGGCAGAAGGCGGAGAGCGAGACUGUGCAAGUCAGCUACGUGGAGGCCGAGAAACGAGCGCAGGCUACAGAGCUGCGCUACACCAAACUGAAGGAGAAGCAUGCCGAGCUGGUGUCCAGCCACGCUGAGCUCCUCAGGAAGAGUGCGGACACAGUGAAGAUGCUGUCGGCCACACAGCAGACCCAGGAGGAGGUGGCCAGGACCAAGCAGCAGCUGACCUUUGAGAUGGAGCGCAUCAAGCAGGAGGCUGAGAUGAAGCUGGAGGAGCAGAAGUUCGACAUGGAGAAGCUGAAGCGAGAACUGGGGGAGAGGAAGACGGAGCUGCUGCGCGUUCAGAACACCCUGCUGAGUAACGAGAAGGCGGGGGAGAAGCUGAGCGGCACGCUGGAGGGGCUGCAGGCGGAGAAGGAGGUGCUGGCGCGGAGAGUGAGCGAGCGCGAGGCCGAGCUGGCCACCCUGAGGACCUCCCUGCAGACGCAGGAGGCCAGUCUCCAGCAGCAGCGCGAGAAGACCUCCAGGGAGAUGGGCGAGCUGCAGGGCAAACUGCGGGAGAAGCUGAGCAGAGAGGAGCAGCUGAAGCAGCAGAUGCUGGAGGAGCAGUUCAGUCUGCUGCAGGGUGCAGUGGCUGAGGCUGAAAACAUCAUCCAGGAUGCUGUGGCCAAGCUGGACGACCCCCUGCACGUCCGCUGCACCAGUUCCCCAGAUUACCUCAUCAGCCGGGCAGAGGCUACGCUGGGCGCCAUUGACAAUAUGAAGCAGGGCCACGCGGACUACUUGAAGAAUAUGGCAGACGGGGGCAGCCUGCUCCGUGCCCUCGCCCAGUUCUCCCACCUGACGGCCGACACCAUAGUGAACGCCAGCGCCACCUCUCACAUGGCCCCCACGGACCACGCGGACAGACUGACCGAUAGCUGCCGUGGCUGUGGCACUCAGAGCCUGCAGUACCUCGGGGAGCUCAAGUCGAAGCAGUCCCUGCUGCGGGCCGACCCCUCGGCCAUCAGGGCCAUCAUCCAGCAGAUCCUGCGCCUGGGUCAGGAGCUGAGGCCGAAGGGCAUGGACAUCAAGCAGGAGGAGCUGGGAGACCUGGUGGACAAGGAGAUGGCAGCCACUUCCACUGCAAUCGAGGAGGCCGUGAGGAGGAUUGAUGAAAUGAUGAACCAGGCAAGGAAAGACACCACUGGGGUCAAGCUAGAGGUCAAUGAGCGAAUCCUCAACUCUUGUACAGAUCUGAUGAAGGCCAUUCAUAUGCUGGUCAUCGCUUCCACAGAUCUGCAGAAAGAGAUAGUGGAAAGUGGCAGGGGGGCAGCAUCAGUAAGGGAAUUCUACGCAAAAAAUUCCCGCUGGACUGAAGGCCUGAUUUCAGCUUCCAAAGCAGUGGGCUGGGGAGCCACUCAGAUGGUGGAGUCUGCUGACAAGGUGGUGCUGCACACGGGGAAGUACGAGGAGCUGAUCGUGUGCUCGCACGAGAUCGCCGCCAGCACGGCCCAGCUGGUGGCCGCCUCCAAGGUGAAGGCCGACCGCAGCAGCAGGAGGCUGUCCACCCUGCAGCAGGCCUCCCGCUAUGUCAACGAGACGGCAGCCAACCUCGUCGCCUCCACCAAGACCGGGCAGGAGCAGAUAGAAGACAAAGACACCAUGGACUUCUCAGGCAUGUCCCUGAUUAAGCUCAAGAAAGAGGAGAUGGAGUCCCAGGUGAAGGUCCUGGAGCUGGAGGCGCAGCUGGAGGGCGAAAGACUGAGGCUGGGAGAGCUGCGGAAGAAGCACUACGAGCUGGCCGGGGCUCCUUCAGAGGAGAUGAGCGACGGGAACGGCUUCCUGAAACAAGCGCCUGUGUCUCCUGCAGCGGUGAAGCCCGCCGUCAUGAGGAAACCUCCCCUGGCUCAGAAACCUUCCAUGAGGCCCAAGGCAAACCCAUUCAGAUAAAAAAUGGAAGCUGGAGAGGAUUUUUGGACAAGAUGAGCUACCGACACACAAAGCGAGAAGAAGAACGAAGAACCAGUCUCGUCCUCCCUGGGUCAAGAUCCGCAGGUGACAGAACGAGCUGGAGUCUCUCCUGCGCCCAGAGAGGGGCUACGGCAACAGCUUUGAACUAUUUUAUUUUUCUUGCCAAAUCUUAACGGUUCACUCUGCUUGUCUCUCAUUCCUCUUCUCUGCUGCCUACCUUUUUAAUAGGGAAAAGAAACGUUCUUUUUGAAAUUUUAAAUUGGCGUUUGCACUCACCUGUGUAUAGUGUACACCGUCAGUGUGUAGCACAUCCAGUUCUGCUGUAGACUGUUUUCUUUAGUCAGCGUUGUUGGUUUCAGAAACAAAAAGGGGACUGUUACAGAGUUAUUUAGAAAUGGAAAUCUAUGUUUAUUUCUGGUGUUGCUUGGACAUAAAACAAUGCGUUUUCAGCAAUCUUGCUGCAAGACACUUCAGAUUCUAAGGAAUUUAAGGGAUUAUAGGGGUGAAAGGGAAUGUAGGUCUACCAUUUAAAUAUAUUUUUUUUUGUUUUUGUUUUUUUUUCAAAGUUUUAGCAAAGGGCAUUGUUUUUUCAUUAAUGGAAAAGCAGCAAAAAGAAGUAUCUUUUGAAUUGAGGGCAAAUACUAGAAAAUGAUUCUGUUGAUCAGUCACAACCUUUUUGAAUUGGAGUGAACUGUUUGGUGUCAGCACCAAGGAGGUGUUUAUGCUGUUCACACCCAACUCAGGGGUUUAAGAACAAGCACAGAAGAAGAGAAUUUGCAAAGCACAUCAGUUUGCAGGCAGAGAAACCACAUUAACAAAUGUGGGAGAUUUACCAGUGCUGUUACUCAUCUAUAUGCACACCACUGUGUAAUGUUUUAAUGGGCUUUGAAAAAAAUAAAUUACAGAAGAUAGCAAAACUUAAAUUAAGCAAAGAUGGGUUAUCUUCUGCUUAUUUUAGCUUCCAGGGAGACAUUUGUUACCUGUAUUCCACAGCACAACCUAGAAUUUCUAAAUACAGUACUUGGCACAGGGAGCCUAAAGGGUGUGUCUAUUUCUCAGCCUCUCGAAAAAUGUCUUGGCCUUUGAACCAUGGACCCAGUGAUAACCCAUCUGGCUGCUUUGUAAUUACUCUCCAAUACAGAUCAGUAAGUAACAUGCUGGCCGUAUAGCUCAUGAAAAGUUACGGAUUGGUUUGUGAGUCUGUCAGAGAUUUCUUGCCCGAGUACAAGAGGUUAAGUUGAUUACAUCGAUGUCAUCUGGACAUCCAGGUAUCCCUCUUUUUUAAAUCAGAGUAUUUACAUAGAAACCUUAUGGUGUGGAUUGUUUUUAAAUUGAGAAUAAUGAAUACCCGAAUGUACUGUGUUUUACUAGAAGCACAAUCACAUUGCUGUGUGCCAGGAAGCCACAAAUAGGUUAUACAUCUUACCAAUAUUUUUCUCACUGAGAAGGCUUCGGAUAAAUAUUAUUGCUGCUCAAUGUUACUGUAUAUUUGUAUGUUAUUUCUCCUUUAACAAUUUAAUUGACAAGUUGGGAAAAGAGAGUCAUGCUGUUUUUACUCGUUGGGCGUUUUAGAGGUUGUGAAGGCCGUUGCUGGGUUGUGUUCCAUUUCUGCACUAGCUGCUGCUUUUGAUAAGCCGUGGACAAUUUUAAUGCAUUUUCUUCUUAGUGACUCAUUUUAGAAAGUUUGCCUUAUUUCUGCACUUCCCGUUUUAUUUAGGGGCUGUUGAAAAUGUCCUGCACUCUGCAAAACUUCCAUCUGGUGGUUUGCAUAGUCACCUAGGUUUGUGACCACUGCAGUAGACUAAGACACCAGGAACUUACAGCAGAUCUUGCAACAGCUUAAACAAAUGCAGUAUGUGCUAUCUAACAGUGAAUGGUGCCGCAUGCAACAUUAAGUACAGACGUUACAAACCUACUCAGAGAUGAAUGUGCGACCACAGUUGGACAGCAGUUCCUAAACCUGCAGAGAUGGGUCAUCGCUGAAAUGAAGUGCCUUUUCUUUAGCACAAUCAUUAACAUGCUUUUGGCAAGGGCGAAACUGCUUCUUCCCUUGGGAAUGGAUCAACAAGCUCCCUUAAUUCACAAACCAGAAACAGUAUUGUGGUGUCUGGCUUUUCCACAUCUGUAGUGGAUUCUCAUUCCAGAAGCAAUUGUAGUUCUUCAGCUCAGGACAGAAGGCUGCACAAAAAUGGAUCCUUAUGACUUGUGUGUGAGGCUAGAUCAUCUUGCAAAAGCUGCAUCAAGUAAAAUCAUAUCUCUGAGCAAAGCGAUCUGAGUUCAAUGAAGUGUAUUGGCACUGUUGUCCCAAAUAUUCAGAGGAGUGGCCAUGAGUGGCAGAAGAUCUUAAAGAGAGGAUUUUUCCAGCCUACAACAGCUAGGUUACCAUUUCGAUAUUGGUUGGGAAAUCCACAUACCUGUUCAGCACUAUUCUGAAGUGACCAGUCUUGUCUAAUCAAAGUUUCUAGUUAUUUGCAAUUCCAGUUUGAGCCAGCUUUACAGUCCAUGCUUUUACACACCUCUGUAUGCCUGGAUAUUUUAUUUCCAUUGUAUGAAAAUAAUCAAAAGUUCACUUUUGCACAUUCUGUAAUAAACACUAUAUUCAGUUUUUAUUUCUUGUAGUAGUGGUACAUCCCCUCGUAUUGUCUUUGUCUUCCAUCUGAUUUAUUGUAUUAGUUCUCCAUUGUUCUCCCACGUUGCUCCACUGUUCUCUCAGGAGCUCUUGUGAGAGUCUCAGUUCCCCUCAAUGGCUAUACUGUACUUGUUAGUGUUGGGAACAUUAGGAGUUACAUUUAUCCGAACCAUGGAAAUUUCUUUGAAUUAUUGUCGUUUUUACACAUAGUCUUUUCCACUGGAACGAAAUGAAGGUUCACAAGCUAACACUCUCCUUUUUUAUAAUGAGAACUCAGAGUAUGCUGCUGUUUAUGGCGAUGAAGAACAAGGAGAUAAAUGUGAAACGUGGAUUCUGGAAUGAUUUUGUAAAUAUUUUCUAAGGGUGUUAUGAAGGAUUUUCGGCACCUGCCUAGGGUGCUUUCUAAAUGCGGCGAAUGAUAUAUAUUUACCUAAAGGGGUCUUAUAAAGUAUGUUUUCUCUCUCUUUCUUAAAGGAUGUCUUUAUACUCUCAGAUCCAUUAAUAUAUUUUAGUAAAGAUUACUGUGGUUAUCUGUAAUGACUGUAAAUGUCAAAUGAGCAAUAAAAGUUUAUGAAACCUUGA
Molecule: messenger RNA, 6960 nt
Organism: Lepisosteus oculatus (spotted gar)
Lineage: Eukaryota; Metazoa; Chordata; Actinopteri; Semionotiformes; Lepisosteidae
Product: huntingtin-interacting protein 1-related protein
Biological process (GO): actin filament organization; endocytosis; clathrin coat assembly
Cellular component (GO): clathrin-coated vesicle; actin cortical patch
Molecular function (GO): clathrin-cargo adaptor activity; phosphatidylinositol-3,4-bisphosphate binding; clathrin light chain binding
Source: RefSeq, a predicted model, not a curated record